GGGUAGCUAUGUGGGCUAUUUGCUGUCCAGGGAGGUAUACAUACAGGACUUUCCGGGGCAUACAAGGUGUACGAGGAAUGGGCAAUAUACGAAUUCACAUCAUGCAUCGGGUCAGCACAAUCAUGUUUUAUGGAAUCUCGGCCUUGACCUCGAAAUGCCGAAUUCUUGACCUGAGAGGACUGGAGACUUCAAAAGGUGCUGUAAGUGACGCAAAGAGCAAGUGAUUCGUCCCAUUGAACAUAUGUGGGGCAAUUGAGCACGGGCCCAGGGGAAGCUCCCCCAUGCAUUGGCGGCUGUUUCGUCAACUCAACUUCGAUUAUCUUUCCCACCAAGCUUCCCGAAAAGCACAAGCCAGAACACAAGCUGUACCCGAACGCGCGACGGCCCUAGCAACCCCAGAACCAGCAAUGUCGACCGUCCCCGCCGAGCCGCCCGCGCCGCCGGCGUCGUCGACGUCCAAGACGGACGAGGCGGGCGAGCCCAAGUACGGCGGCUACACGCGCUUCGAGCUCGAGCUCGAGUUCGUGCAGUCGCUGGGCAACCCCGUGUACCUCAACCACCUGGCGGCGCAGAAGCUGCUGUCGCAGCCGGCCUUUGUGGCCUACCUCGAGUACCUGCAGUACUGGACGCGCCCGCCCUAUGUCAAGUACCUGACGUACCCGGGCCCCACGCUCCGCAACCUCGAGCUGCUACAGCAGGAGCGCUUCCGCCAGGACAUCAUCAGCCCGGACCUGGUGCACGGCAUGAUCCAGGGCGGCAUGCGCGCCGCCGUCGAGUGGCACAAGAAGACUUGACGGGGGACGAGAGGCCGUGCGGUUGACGAGGCACCGUGUCUGUCUGUCUGCCGUUGCACGAAUAUCAUCCAUAUCAUUAGACUACGAGAUCGUUAUUUUUGCCCGAUUCGCCAAGUCGCCGUCGAUAUUUACUCAAAAAAAAAGCCCCGGCCGCGACAUCGCAAACAAACAAGCCGGACCAUACCGAACGCCCCGUCCCCGUUGCCCCAAGAACAGCAAUCACGAAUGCAGACAAUAACAAGGCCGGCUCAGUUCUCACGCCACCGAUGGCCACAGGCCAUGCACUACCAUCAAGAAUCAGCAAGAGCUCGCCCCCCCAGACCCCCGCCACACCAUCAAAGCCAGAGAGAACAUACCUUGAAGAAGCUCGUCAUGGGCUCGUCGGCGCUGCGGAUCUGGACCUGGAAGAAGGCGGCCUCGUCGCCGUCGCAGCCGUCGGCGGGGCACUGGACCUUUGCCUUUUGGGCGUUGUCCCAGGCGCCGGGCCCGCCAAAGACGUCCUCGCGCUCCUUGCGCACAAAGUCCUUGCGGCUGAAGAGCGGCUCCGAGAUGGCGAACUCGUAGGGGCACGUGCGGCACUCGAGCCGGUUCUUGCCCGUGUCCAUGGGCGAGACGGUCAGGACGUUUGCGCAGUUGGGGCAGACUUGGGGGUUGGGGAGCGUAUGUUAGCGGUCGAGUUGUUAGGGAAGGACGGCGAGGGGGAAGAUCGUACACAGCAGCAUGUUGGUGGCGGGGGUCGAGUUGUAUAAAAACAAUAGGAUUUUUUUUCUGCUUCAGGCGUUGUCUUCCUAGCGACCAAUUUAGCAACCCGAACCCGUCCCUUUUCUGCAGCUCCGCCUAGAAUUUUAUGCGGCGCGUCGCGAACUCUGCUCGGGUUGGAAGCGGUUGCAAACGGCAAUGCGUCACUAGCCGCCGACAAAUUCUCUGGGUGCCAGUGCACGUGCCUCGCCCGCCCACUCACAGCUGAGCAGGAGCUGAGGCUUUGAGCUGUUGUAGCACCCUCCACGAAACCCCGCCAUCCCACCCGCGCCAAACCCCUGAC
Messenger RNA from Gaeumannomyces tritici R3-111a-1, 1836 nucleotides. RefSeq lists its product as hypothetical. Lineage: Eukaryota; Fungi; Ascomycota; Sordariomycetes; Magnaporthales; Magnaporthaceae. Gene Ontology annotation, molecular function: transcription coregulator activity. Gene Ontology annotation, biological process: regulation of transcription by RNA polymerase II. The transcript has a single exon. The coding region runs from base 282 to 794 and encodes 170 amino acids. Gene Ontology annotation, cellular component: mediator complex; core mediator complex. The record is from RefSeq and is a predicted model, not a curated record.